UCCCUGAGAGAAGGCUGUCUGUUACAGGGAUCUAGAGGAGGCUCUAGAGAUGGGAGGGGACUGGUCCCUGAGAGAAGGCUGUCUAUAGACUGAUAACCUGGUGUCUGUUACAGGGAUCUAGAGGAGGCUCUAGAGAUGGGAGGGGACUGGUCCCUGACAGAAGGCUGUCUGUUACAGGGAUCUAGAGGAGGCUCUAGAGAUGGGAGGGGACUGGUCCCUGAGAGAAGGCUGUCUGUUACAGGGAUCUAGAGGAGGCUCUAGAGAUGGGAGGGGACUGGUCCCUGAGAGAAGGCUGUCUAUAGACUGAUAACCUGGUGUCUGUUACAGGGAUCUAGAGGAGGCUCUAGAGAUGGGAGUGGACUGGUCCCUCAGAGAAGGCUAUGCCUGGGCAGAGGAUAAGGAGCACUGUGAGGAGUAUGGCAGGAUGCUGCAGGCCGACCCCAACAAGGUCUCCUCCAAGGCCAAGAAGAGAGGCCUGCCUCAGCUGGGUACUCUGGGGGCAGGGAACCACUACGCUGAGAUCCAGGUGGUGGAUGAGAUCUAUAAUGACCUGUCCUUAUUCCAGCUGGGUACUCUGGGGGCAGGGAACCACUACGCUGAGAUCUAUAAUGACCUGUCCUUAUUCCAGCUGGGUACUCUGGGGGCAGGGAACCACUACGCUGAGAUCCAGGUGGUGGAUGAGCUCUAUAAUGACCUGUCCUUAUUCCAGCUGGGUACUCUGGGGGCAGGGAACCACUACGCUGAGAUCCAGGUGGUGGAUGAGAUCUAUAAUGACCUGUCCUUAUUCCAGCUGGGUACUCUGGGGGCAGGGAACCACUACGCUGAGAUCCAGGUGGUGGAUGAGAUCUAUAAUGACCUGUCCUUAUUCCAGCUGGGUACUCUGGGGGCAGGGAACCACUACGCUGAGAUCCAGGUGGUGGAUGAGAUCUAUAAUGACUAUGCUGCUAAGAAGAUGGGCAUCGACCACAAGGGCCAGGUGUGUGUGAUGAUCCACAGUGGCAGCAGGGGGCUGGGCCACCAGGUGGCGACAGGUAGGACUGCUCUCUCUACCCAUGUUGGAAAUGUGCAUUUUUGUUUCGUUUUUAAAGAAUUGUCUGUCACGUGGUCUCCUGUCUGCACGGUGUAUUGUCUGUAACGUGGUCUCCUGUCUCCUGUCUGCACGGUGUAUUGUCUGUAACGUGGUCUCCUGUCUGCGCGGUGUAUUGUCUGUAACGUGGUCUCCUGUCUGCACGGUGUAUUGUCUGUAACGUGGUCUCCUGUCUGCGCGGUGUAUUGUCUGUAACGUGGUCUCCUGUCUCCUGUCUGCGCGGUGUAUUGUCUGUAACGUGGUCUCCUGUCUCCUGUCUGCACGGUGUAUUGUCUGUAACGUGGUCUCCUGUCUCCUGUCUGCACGGUGUAUUGUCUGUAACGUGGUCUCCUGUCUCCUGUCUGCACGGUGUAUUGUCUGUAACGUGGUCUCCUGUCUGCACGGUGUAUUGUCUGUAACGUGGUCUCCUGUCUGCACGGUGUAUUGUCUGUAACGUGGUCUCCUGUCUGCACGGUGUAUUGUCUGUAACGUGGUCUCCUGUCUGCACGGUGUAUUGUCUGUAACGUUGUCUCCUGUCUGCACGGUGUAUUGUCUGUAACGUGGUCUCCUGUCUGCGCGGUGUAUUGUCUGUAACGUGGUCUCCUGUCUGCACGGUGUAUUGUCUGUAACGUGGUCUCCUGUCUCCUGUCUGCACGGUGUAUUGUCUGUAACGUGGUCUCCUGUCUGCACGGUGUAUUGUCUGUAAGGUGGUCUC
Messenger RNA from Oncorhynchus nerka (sockeye salmon), 1781 nucleotides. RefSeq lists its product as uncharacterized. NCBI's taxonomy places the organism in Eukaryota, Metazoa, Chordata, Actinopteri, Salmoniformes, Salmonidae. The transcript is spliced from 2 exons. Bases 350 to 1135 code for a protein of 261 amino acids. The record is from RefSeq and is a predicted model, not a curated record. Gene Ontology annotation, cellular component: tRNA-splicing ligase complex; nucleus. Gene Ontology annotation, biological process: RNA processing. Gene Ontology annotation, molecular function: RNA ligase (ATP) activity.